Molecule: messenger RNA, 508 nt
Organism: Apaloderma vittatum (bar-tailed trogon)
Lineage: Eukaryota; Metazoa; Chordata; Aves; Trogoniformes; Trogonidae
Gene: DPF2
Product: D4, zinc and double PHD fingers family 2
Exons: 5
Cellular component (GO): nucleus
Source: RefSeq, a predicted model, not a curated record
GCUCGGCGAGCAGUACUACCGGGACGCCAUGGAGCAGUGCCACAACUACAACGCCCGGCUCUGCGCCGAGAGGAGCGUCCGCCUGCCCUUCCUGGACUCGCAGACCGGCGUGGCCCAGAGCAACUGCUACAUCUGGAUGGAGAAACGGCACCGAGGGCCAGGUUUAGCCGCAGGGCAGCUCUACUCGUACCCCGCGCGCCGCUGGCGGAAGAAACGGCGCGCUCAUCCUCCGGAGGACCCGAGGCUUUCCUUCCCCUCCAUCAAACCGGACGCAGAGCAGAGCCUGAAGAAGGAAGGGCUCAUCUCGCAGGACGGCAGCAGCCUCGAAGCCCUCUUGAGGACCGACCCCCUGGAGAAACGGGCCCUCCCGGACCCCCGCAUCGACGACGACAGCCUGGGGGAGUUCCCCGUCACAAAUUUCAGGAGAAGGGAACGGAUCCUGGAGCCGGACGACUUCCUGGACGACCUGGACGACGAGGACUACGAGGAAGACACGCCCAAGCGGAGA